UGCUGACACAAGUUAUAUUAGAACACAGAACUUCUAUUAGAACACAGAGGGUUCUAUGAUCUCACAGUGUAUUAACUCCAUACUACACACAACAGUUCAGUUUAGCAUUCUUCUUCACAGUGAACACAACAUUUUAGCACAGAUUUUCUGUACUUAAGAAGAGAAAACCUGAAGAGAGAAAGCUCAGAGAAAAGAAAGAAAAACAAGUCAAUCCAGUUCAUCUGAAGAAUUCUGUUUCAAGUGACAUGGACAAAGAAGCAGAGGACAUGGACGACAUCUCCAGCACUCCUCUGUUCUCCAUGAGCUCAGCGACCACUGAGGAUCUUGCGGAUGUUGAUAAGCUGAUCCAUCGUGAUGAUGUUUCAGAGGACCAAGAGGUCACCGGGCUGAGGAACCAUUCAGUCAUCAGUGAUGAGAGCGGGUUGGCAUACCCCUCUUCUUGGUGUUCCUCCCUGGAUUCAGACAUCCCAGAUCUGAUCACACCUUCUGAUCAGAAUAUCGACAAGGAGAUUAAACAAGUAUGCCAAAACUUCUUUAAUCUAGAGAACUUCGAGACAGAAGCCGAUGAUUUUGGAGAAAACGAGGAUGUCUGGACCACCGAUACAGGAUCAACCUCCAGUCUUGCUAUCAGGUCAAAUGAGAGCACGGUACCUGCCUUAUGUCCCUCUUCUUCCUCCUCCAACACAGCCAUCACUAAGGCAGAUAAGAUGCUGAUGCAGUCCACUGAGGCUGUCAAGAUUCAGACAGACAAUUAUUUAGAACAUGACAGUAAAGAGGUGAUGAUGGAAGGAGGAUGUAAAGGCAAGUUGAAGAGGUUUUUCAGUGGAAGGCGGAAAAAUAGGGUUCAGACAGCUCCAUUAGAACAUUUGAAUGACCUGUCAUCUGGGAGCCAACAGGGCUCUCUUUGUUCUGAAGAGAUGCCCCCCACCUCCUGCAGUGCUGCUCUGGGAGCAGAUGUUAGGUCCGCUCAGCUACAGAGAGUGGACUACACGGAUCAGACACCAGAAGACACCAGAAAUGUUCUCUCAUCUCUGUCCUCUGCCACCUCGAGUCCACCUGAUUAUCGGGUUGUUGAGAUCAUUUGGGCCAAAUGCCCAGAGGACCCACCUCUGACUGAAUCUACGACUGAUGAGUUCCAAGAAGAGGUGAGCUCUUCUUUGAGUCAACAGUCCACUGACUUUAGUGAGGAGGACGAAGAACCCUUCAGCCAGAGCUCUGUGGAGCAGUCUCAGUCUGACUCUGAGUGUCUCAGCAAUAACCAAAGUGAUGCUGAGGAGACCAAGGCAAAGAGGAGCAACAACUUCUCACGCUUCAUCUGUAAAAUCUUGUCAAAGAAUUCUGUUUCAAGUGACUUGGACAAAGAAGCAGAGGACAUGGACGACAUCUCCAGCACUCCUCUGUUCUCCAUGAGCUCAGCGACCACUGAGGAUCUUGCAGAUGUUGAUGAGCUGAUCCAUCGUGAUGAUGUUUCAGAGGACCAAGAGGUCACCGGGCUGAGGAACCAUUCAGUCAUCAGUGAUGAGAGCGGGUUGGCAUACCCCUCUUCUUGGUGUUCCUCCCUGGAUUCAGACAUCUCAGAUAUGAUCACACCUUCUGAUCAGAAUAUCGACAAGGAGAUUAAACAAGUAUGCCAAAACUUCUUUAAUCUAGAGAACUUCGAGACAGAAGCCGAUGAUUUUGGAGAAAACAAGGAUGUCCGGACAACCGAUACAGGAUCAACCUCCAGUCUUGCUAUCAGGUCAAAUGAGUGCACGGUACCUGCCUUAUGUCCCUCUUCUUCCUCCUCCAACACAGCCAUCACUAAGGCAGAUAAGAUGCUGAUGCAGUCCACUGAGGCUGUUAAGAUUCAGACAGACAAUUAUUUAGAACAUGACAGUAAAGAGGUGAUGAUGGAAGGAGGAUGUAAAGGCAAGUUGAAGAGGUUUUUCAGUGGAAGGCGGAAAAAUAGGGUUCAGCCAGCUCCAUUAGAACAUUUGAAUGACCUGUCAUCUGGGAGCCAACAGGGCUCUCUUUGUUCUGAAGAAAUGCCCCCCACCUCCUGCAGUGCUGCUCUGGGAGCAGAUGUUAGGUCCGCUCAGCUACAGAGAGUGGACUACACGGAGGACGAGGAUCAGACACCAGAAGACACCAGAAAUGUUCUCUCAUCUCUGUCCUCUGCCACCUCGAUUCCACCUGAUUAUCGGGUUGUUGAGAUCAUUUCGGCCAAACGCCCAGAGGACCCACCUCUGACUGAAUCUACGACUGAUGAGUUCCAAGAAGAGGUGAGCUCUUCUUUGAGUCAACAGUCCACUGACUUUAGUGAGGAGGACGAAGAACCCUUCAGCCAGAGCUCUGUGGAGCAGUCUCAGUCUGACUCUGAGUGUCUCAGCAAUAACCAAAGUGAUGCUGAGGAGACCAAGGCAAAGAGGAGCAACAACUUCUCACGCUUCAUCUGUAAAAUCUUGUCAAAGAAUUCUGUUUCAAGUGACUUGGACAAAGAAGCAGAGGACAUGGACGACAUCUCCAGCACUCCUCUGUUCUCCAUGAGCUCAGCGACCACUGAGGAUCUUGCAGAUGUUGAUGAGCUGAUGCAUCGUGAUGAUGUUUCAGAGGACCAAGAGGUCACCGGGCUGAGGAACCAUUCAGUCAUCAGUGAUGAGAGCGGGUUGGCAUACCCCUCUUCUUGGUGUUCCUCCCUGGAUUCAGACAUCUCAGAUAUGAUCACACCUUUUGAUCAGAAUAUCGACAAGGAGAUUAAACAAGUAUGCCAAAACUUCUUUAAUCUAGAGAACUUCGAGACAAAAGCCGAUGAUUUUGGAGAAAACGAGGAUGUCCGGACAACCGAUACAGGAACAACCUCCAGUCUUGCUAUCAGGUCAAAUGAGAGCACGGUACCUGCCUUAUGUCCCUCUUCUUCCUCCUCCAACACAGCCAUCACUAAGGCAGACAAGAUGCUAAUCUCCCAGGUGAUUGAUGAGACUGUAAAGACACCGCAGUCCACUGAGACUGUAAAGACGCCGCAGUCCACUGAGACUGUAAAGACGCCGCAGUCCACUGAGACUGUAAAGACACCGCAGUCCACUGAGGCCGUAAAGACGCCGCAGUGCACUGAGGCCGUAAAGACGCCGCAGUCCACUGAGGCCGUAAAGAAGCCGCAGUCAACUGAGGCCGUAAAGACGCCGCAGUCAACUGAGGCCGUAAAGACGCCGCAGUCAACUGAGCCGUAAAGACG
Molecule: messenger RNA, 3211 nt
Organism: Perca fluviatilis (European perch)
Lineage: Eukaryota; Metazoa; Chordata; Actinopteri; Perciformes; Percidae
Exons: 4
Coding region: 246-3206 (986 amino acids)
Source: RefSeq, a predicted model, not a curated record